Molecule: messenger RNA, 3539 nt
Organism: Pleuronectes platessa (European plaice)
Lineage: Eukaryota; Metazoa; Chordata; Actinopteri; Pleuronectiformes; Pleuronectidae
Gene: ankrd2
Product: ankyrin repeat domain 2 (stretch responsive muscle)
Exons: 8
Coding region: 244-1065 (273 amino acids)
Molecular function (GO): protein binding
Source: RefSeq, a predicted model, not a curated record
CACCACAGUGCACACACACCUGUUUGUUGGGGUAACACAGUGUCCCACAGUGAACCCUGCAAGUCUGCCAGGAAGCCACCGGACUGGCAGAGCAGAGCUUUUCAUCUGCGGCUGCUUUUCCUUAAAUUAUCCUUUAACACAGUAGUUAAUGUUAGAAAGAUUUUAGCUGUUUGAAAUUUCUUUAUUAAUUGUGUUUUACCUUGUAACUUGGAAUGGAAGCGGUAGAGCAUUGAGCAUUCGGUGAUGAUGGACCAUAAAACAGAAAUCGAGACGAAAAUUCAGGCAGAGGAGCGAGUGAGGAGGGUUUCUUCAGACCAACGCUGUGAGAUUUUGGAUUUGAGUGGAGGGGGAAAUGUCAGGGAGCUGUGCGAAGAGAAAAGGAUGAUCAAGAAGAAAACCGACUCGCCCAGGUUGUCUGCGGAAAUCCCUGUGAUAGGACACGUUGAUACUGCAGAAUUCAUGAAUGCAGCCACUCAAGGCAAACUGAAUGUGAUAGACAAGUAUCUGGCAGACGGUGGGGAUCCUAAUGUCCACGAUGAGUUGAAGAGGACUGGGCUGCAUCGUGCCGCUCUGGAAGGACACGCCGCAGUCGUCAACAGUCUUUUAGAAAGAGGAGCUGACAUCAACUUCAAAGAUCAGCUGGGCUCUGGGGCCAUACACUGGGCCUGCAGAGGGGGGAGCCUGGAAGUUGUGGAAAUCCUGAAGAGUCACGGUGCCAACCUGAACAUGGGAGAUAAGCUGAACAGCACUCCUCUGCAUGUGGCCACGAGAACAGGCCAGAGCACCAUUGUGGAGUACCUGCUGUCCUGUGGUGCCAAAAUCCACUGCAGGGACAGGGAAGGAGACACAGCCCUGCAUGAUGCUGUGCGUCUCAACAGAUACACGAUAGUGAAACUGCUCCUCGAUGCAGGAGCGGAUGGCAGAAUCAAGAAUCUUGAGGGAGUGACGGCCGUGCAGCAGGUCAAACAGUGGCAGUCCGACAUCAUGGAGACGCUGCAGAGGCUGGAGACGCUGAGGGAGGUGGGACAGAGGCCCCCUGAUACGCCUCAAGAGAGGAGGGAAUAAUGCAGAGUGAAAGAUGAAAAUCGACUCAUCCAGUAUAAUGUUGCUUAUCUGUCAAAAUACAUUCUCUCAAUCCACUGCACAUCUGUUUAUGUCGUAUUUGAGUAGAUGCAUUAAACUUAUGGGCCAUAUGGUGUGAGCGUUAACCUCUGAGAUUAGUCCAAACACCAGUGUAGAAAAUAUUUGCCUGGAUUCGAAACGAUCUUCCUCUGCUAAGCUUUGGCUUUGGUUUUCAAUUCUGAAGAGCUUUGUGAUCUUAGGAGCACUCUCGUGUUUAAUAUCUGAUUUGUGAUGCUUUUGGAGGUUGGAUAUUACAAACAGACCAUAAUCCAAGAAAAGUCGAAUGUAGGGCCAUCCAUCCAGUUGGUGGUGAACACAGAGUUAUCAGAACCCUGUGACACCGAGGUGAUGAUGUGCCACUAAGAGGAGCACAAAUACCAGAGGGAUGUACUUCAAGCUUGUGGCCAGCCCUCGCCCAAGACAGAAACCCGUACAAUACAUCCUAAAGUCUGCACAUCGAGGUCAGCAAUCUAGUGUGUGAGGUCCAAUGCAGUGAGGAAUGCACGGACAUAUAUAUGUGAGACCAUCUAAAUUAACAAGAUCUGGAUUUUUAUUUGGAUCUGCACCCAAUUGCACGCCCUCAUAAAUAUCAGCCCCCUAAACAUGUCUGGUUUUUAUCAUCAAGACCCGUUAAAUAGUCUCUGGGAAAUCAAGGAAAAUGUGGAAAAACCGCCUUGUCUUGCGAUGUUAAACAAUGUGGAGAACCAUUCCUGGCUCAGCACCCAAAUUUAAUGGGUUAUUUCCUGACCCAUACCCCGUUUCUACACAAAGUUUGGUAGUGAUCCGCCCAGUUUUUGUGUGUAAUCCUGCUAACUCACAGACCUACGACACACAGAUGAAAACCGGAGGGCCAGAAUACAAAGAAUUGUACAUAUUUGAAAUAGAGAUGAUGGUUUGAAAGAAGGGAGAGGGACCGUCUUCAGCUACAAAGCAGAGAACCCCCCCCUCGCAACAGAACUAUGACACCACCACAACACCACAUACACAUCCACAUCCACUGCUGUCCCUUCACCGCUUCCCAUGGGAUGUAACAACCAUUCACACUUGUAAAAAUGGAAACUGACUACCCUCGUUCUCAGGUGACUCCCAUGACUAGUUAGAACAGCCAGGAGCAAAAAACAAACCGAGUAACAUCAGUGAAGCCACAGAGGUUAAACAUCUGAGAUCCCCCCCGCCCUGUCAGAGCUAUAGAAACCGCUCUGAUGAGAUAAGAAACAUCUCCAAGUAUCUAUAGCCGAGUCCAGUUGCCCUGGAGUCCUGUUUUCUGUCAGAACCUUGACCUGAAUGACUGAGAGUCUUCACAGGCUUUACCAGAUGGCGUUGAAGCUGAAUAUGAAUAUACAUCAAAAGGUGCCUUCUUUUAUAGAGGCGACAGACACGGCCAGAGCUCAGAGCAGGACUGCGUUGGAGACGUCAGCUGUCGGGAGCGGAGAUGGCUGCGAGUCAGGGGUUCAGCGGGAGCUCAGUGGACAUAUUUUCCCCGUAUCAUCAGUGGCUCAAAGGUUCCUGAGGGAGGUUUGUCACUCACACUGCGGAAACAAACCUCCUGUGUAGUAUGUGGUUGUGUGGUUAGUCAUUAUACAUACAGCCAGUCAUUGUUUUGCUGUUCAUUUCAUCUAGGUUCCGAUCCAAGGACAUAAAACCCCACAGAAACAAGAUAGAUGGAUGGAUAGAUAGAUAAAUGGAUAGAUAGAGGGAUUGAUGGAUGGAGAGAUAGUUGAUCCCACUCUGGGAAAUGCCUGAACGGUAAAAGAAAGAUUUUAAUAAUAGAUACAAAUAAUACGAAACAGAAAUGUGUAUAAUAAUGACAUAAAAAUGUAUGUAUAAAUACGAUAAAUACUGCUGUAUUUUUUAUCCACUGAGGAUUUGUUUUACAAAAUAAACAGAUUUCCACGAAACCUAUCAGAGGUUGGGGUUCUGGAUCAGGGAAUGGUUCUGGAUCUUUAUAUAUAUAUAUAAAAAAGUGUUUGAUGCAGCUUGAUUGAAUGUAAGGAGACUGAAGGGCCUCGUUGGGGUUUAGAUGCUCUCUUCUGCCGUUCCACUUCACAAUGUGAAUGUGAAACUGCUGUUUUGAAAAAGCUUCGGUUGCAGCCUUCUGUUGAAUACCAAUGUGUUCAGCAUAGACAACCCAUCAGAUACAGUAUCAGACGCACGCACUGUUUCCUGUUCCAGUCAAGGCUGUGUUAACUGUUCAGGACUUCAUGCGUCACCACACAAGGUCGCACACUUAUUUUGUCAAUGCGACCCGACAGAGAUGCAACUGUGAAUUGUCAAUGUAAUGCAGUGAGCAAGAAAACGUCUCUUAAACAUGUCGGACUCAUACAUGUUUCACAGCUUUAGUUAGAUGUCAUUUUUGAUUCCAUGUGAACUAUAGCCGCGUGCAGUUUUUCUGUGAUGUUGCAUCGGGCUGGAGUGAG